Molecule: messenger RNA, 1625 nt
Organism: Balaenoptera musculus (blue whale)
Lineage: Eukaryota; Metazoa; Chordata; Mammalia; Artiodactyla; Balaenopteridae
Gene: EFNA1
Product: ephrin A1
Exons: 5
Coding region: 172-825 (217 amino acids)
Biological process (GO): ephrin receptor signaling pathway; axon guidance
Cellular component (GO): plasma membrane
Molecular function (GO): ephrin receptor binding
Source: RefSeq, a predicted model, not a curated record
GGGGGCGGGGGCGGGGCGGGGUGUCGGGCGGCGCCGGCCCAAAAGGCGGAGUCGCGAGGCGGAGGGCCCAGAGCUGUGAGCACUGUGCUGAGUGCGCCGCGGAGAAAGCCUGCGGGAACCCAGAGCCGGAGGAGCCCCUCGUCCCCGCCCGGCCUGGCCCGGCCCCGCGCUAUGGAGUUCCUCUGGGCCCCUCUCUUGGGUCUGUGCUGCAGUCUGGCCGCUGCUGACCGCCACACCGUCUUCUGGAACAGUUCAAACCCCAAGUUUCGGAGUGAGGACUACACAGUACACGUGCAGUUAAAUGACUACCUGGACAUCAUCUGUCCUCAUUAUGAGGAUGACUCUGUGGCAGACGCUGCCAUGGAGCGGUACACACUGUACCUGGUGGAGCAUGAGCAGUACCAACUGUGCCAACCCCAAUCCAAGGACCAGGUCCGCUGGCAGUGCAACCAGCCCAGUGCCAGGCAUGGCCCAGAGAAGCUGUCUGAGAAGUUCCAGCGCUUCACACCCUUUACCCUGGGCAAGGAGUUCAAAGAGGGACACAGCUACUACUACAUCUUUUCCUUCCUUAUCACUCUCUGGACUUAUUUUGUAGCCAAACCCAUCCACCACCAGGAAGACCAGUGCUUGAGGUUGAAGGUGACCGUCAGUGGCAAAAUCACUCACAGUCCUCAGGCCCAUGCCAAUGCACAGGAGAAGAGACUUCCAGCAGAUGACCCAGAGGUGCAGGUUCUACAUAGCAUUGGUCACAGUGCCGCCCCCCGCCUCUUCCCACUCGCCUGGGCUGUGCUGCUCCUGCCAUUCCUGCUGCUGCAAACCCCAUGAAGGUGUAUGCCGCACGCACUGUAAGAACUGGAACUGAGGGGGCAGGGCGGGCCUCCCUCACCUGCCUGGGGCCCCUCCCAAAGCUCUAGUCCUGGGAACCACUCCUACCACAUGCACAAGCUGCCACCCAGCAGCCUCAAAACGGGUCAGUAUUAAAGCUUUCAACCCAAAGGAGGUCAGCAAGCCUGACAGUGCCAUCCUCGCCUCCACCUCAGAGAGAUGGACAAAGAAGUGGAGACAGUCCUUUCCCCUCCAUUCCUGCCCUUAAGCCAAAGAAACGAGCUGUGCGGACAUGGCCUCUUAAGAAGGGCACUGUGGGAGCCGAGCUGAAAGGGGCUUGGGCUUACAUGGAUGGACACUGAGCUUGGCGAAGAUGUCCCUCCCAGAGAGAGCCAGGAUGGCUCUGAAGGAAAAGCAAGAGACAAGUUUCCUGCUUGGGAGCCAGGGACAGGAGAGGCAGCAUGCUUGGGCUGACCCAGCAUCUCCCCCAAGACUUUCCUCUGUGGAGGUGCCACGGAGAGGACUGUAGCCAGGCACUACAUCCUCUCCCACCCUGGGGCAUCACUCCAUGGAGCUGCGCCAGCAGGGGGGCUGUGCCAACCUGUUCUUAGAGUGUAGCUGUAAGGGCAGUGCCCAUGUGCACAGAGUCUGUGCCUAGACUGACUGUAGCCUGAAGGGCAGGGCCCACGAGUACAGAAUCUGUAUAUGAACUAGAUGUGUGUCUGCUGAUUUCUACAACUGGAGUUUUUUUAUACAAUGUUCUUUGUCUCAAAAUAAAGCAAUGUGUUUGUUUUUUUGGA